Molecule: messenger RNA, 1351 nt
Organism: Aspergillus neoniger CBS 115656
Lineage: Eukaryota; Fungi; Ascomycota; Eurotiomycetes; Eurotiales; Aspergillaceae
Product: mitochondrial carrier
Exons: 6
Coding region: 326-1255 (309 amino acids)
Biological process (GO): mitochondrial L-ornithine transmembrane transport
Molecular function (GO): L-ornithine transmembrane transporter activity
Source: RefSeq, a predicted model, not a curated record
AUUAGAUACAUAUAUACCCCGCCUCAAAUACGAAUCCACACAUUUAACAAGCAAGAUAACCCAAACGGCGGCUACCAUCACCUCAAACGAAGAAAUAAGCUACCAUGUGGGCCACCAUGCAGCCGAGCGGGCCGAACACCCUCGGGGAACAAUACCGAGAUAGCAUACUGGCAUCGGUGCGACACCCGAAACAACAUCACUGAUUGCCCUAGUUAUGGCCAACUCACGAUAUCUGAAUACACCCCGCACUGAGUAUUGCAAGCUAUGACAUUCUUCGAAGGUGCAAGGUGCAAGUCAUACGAUUGCUUGGUCUUGCACGGUCAUCAUGUCAUCUGCUGAGGAAUCGAGCAUAGCACCGGUGUAUAUCUCGAAAUGGAGAGAUACUGUCAAGGAUCUGGUCGCAGGAGCGGCGGGGGGUGUUGCGCAGGUGGUUAUAGGACAACCAUUUGACCUCGUCAAAGUCCGCCUCCAAACCCAAGGAGGCACAAACACGAAUGCGCUCUCCCUAACUCAGCAAAUAUGGAAGCGCGAAGGCCCGUUAUCAUUCUACAAGGGCUCACUCGUCCCCUUACUAGGCGUCGGCGCCUGCGUAAGUAUCCAAUUCGGCGCUUUCCACUACUUCCGCCAGCUCAUUGAGCACCACAACCACCAAACGCACCCAACCCUACCUACCACCCCUACCCUCCCCCAAUACUACCUCGCGGGCUGCUUCGCCGGCCUAACCAACAGCCUCAUCUCCGGUCCCAUCGAACACAUCCGCAUCCGCCUACAAACCCAACCCCACGGCGCCCUCGCCCUCUACACCGGUCCUUUUGACUGCGCACGCAAGAUAAUCUCCCAAGCGGGGAUUCUCCACGGGUUAUACCGAGGACAAGUGGCAACCCUUAUCCGCGAAGGCCACGGCAUCGGAGUCUGGUUCGCGUCCUACGAGGGGUUCUUAGGCCUUGCGGCGCAGAGACAGGGGAAAAGGAGGGACGAGUUGCCGAGUUGGCAGAUUGCCGUGUGGGGGGGGUUGGCGGGGGAGAUGUUGUGGUUGUUGAGUCAUCCGGUGGAUGUGAUUAAGAGUAAGAUGCAGAGUGAUGGGUUUAGGAAAGACCAGAGAUUUAAGGGAUUUAGGGAGGCUGUGAGGAUGACUUGGAGAGGAGAGGGGGUGGGAGGGUUGUUCUUCGGGAUUGGGCCCGCGUUGGCGAGGGCGAUGCCCGUUUCGGCGGGGACGUUUGCAAUGGUGGAAUUGGUGAGGAAGGUGCUGGCUUAGGUGGUUGGUGGGUUGGAAAUGUCUGGGUAGAUUAAUGGGGAAUUGAUGAAUUUAUAUCAUGGAAUGGUUUUUCAAGACUGCUUUAAAAGAUAGUGC